GGCAAGUUGCUCGUCGCGAAGAGAACCGCUUGCUCUGCACCAGCAUUAUCUGAACAUCACAACUGCAAUAAUGGCCUCUAUUCAAAGCGUCCAGACCUUCGGCAAGAAGAAGUCUGCCACCGCCGUCGCCUACGCUAAGGCCGGCAAGGGCCUCCUCAAGGUCAACGGUUCCCCCAUCCAGCUCGUCCAGCCCGAGAUCCUCCGCUUCAAGGUCUACGAGCCCCUCCUCAUCGUCGGCCUCGACAAGUUCGCCAACAUCGACAUCCGCGUCCGGGUCACCGGUGGUGGCCACGUCUCGCAGAUCUACGCCAUCCGCCAGGCCAUCGCCAAGGCCAUCGUCGCCUACCACCAGAAGUACGUCGACGAGCAGAGCAAGAACGAGCUCAAGAAGGCUUUGAUUGCUUACGACCGUACCCUCCUCAUCGCUGACUCGAGACACCCCGAGCCCAAGAAGUUCGGUGGUCCUGGUGCUCGUGCCCGUUACCAGAAGUCGUACCGUUAAGCGGUGGUCUGCUUGGUGCUGGGUGCUGUUUCUAUAUAUAUAUUUUGUAUUAUGAUUCAUAAUUUGCAAUAAAAGUUUUAGGGUCAAUAAUUCCUG
Myxozyma melibiosi is the source of this 598-nucleotide messenger RNA. Its product is annotated as ribosomal protein S9. Gene Ontology annotation, biological process: translation; maturation of SSU-rRNA from tricistronic rRNA transcript (SSU-rRNA, 5.8S rRNA, LSU-rRNA). Lineage: Eukaryota; Fungi; Ascomycota; Lipomycetes; Lipomycetales; Lipomycetaceae. Gene Ontology annotation, molecular function: RNA binding; structural constituent of ribosome. The transcript has 5 exons. Gene Ontology annotation, cellular component: ribosome; cytosolic small ribosomal subunit. The coding region runs from base 71 to 502 and encodes 143 amino acids. The record is from RefSeq and is a predicted model, not a curated record.